AUGGCCGACCUCGACGACCUCUUCCUCGACGAGGAGCCCGCGCCCUCGCUCGCCGCCCCCCGCAAGGGCCGCCUGCAGAAGGGCCGCGCCGCGUCGCCCGAGAACAAGCCGCCGCAGCGCAAGAAGGAGAAGCUCGGCCGCAAGCGGCCGGCGGCGGCGGCGCGCUCGAAGUCGGGCUCGGACUCGGACGCGCCGAUCGCCGCGCCGAGCGCCAACCCGAAGAAGAAGAAGCCCCGCCCUCCUCCGCCGAGCGUGUCGGCGACGUCCGGCUCCGAGAGCUCCGCCGACGAAGAGGGAGCUGUCGCGCGCAUCACGGCGAGGGCGAGCCCGGCGCAGCGCGCGGCGCGGCGCGCGGCGCGCUCGUCGGGCGCCGCCGCCGAGCGGGGCGGCGGAGGCUGCUACUCGGACGGGCUGAGCGGCAGCGGAAGCGGCAGCGAGGAGGCGUCGGGCUCGGACUCUGACUCGGACUACGGCGGAAAGAAGAAGAAGAAGAAGAAGGGGGGCGGCGGGGGCAAGGGGGAGGGGAAGGGGCGCGGCGCGAAGGCGGCGCGCCACUCGCUCCUCUCCGAGUCCGACGGGGACGGCGGCGUCGGCCCAAAGCCCGAGAAGCCCGCGCUGAAGCGACUCGCAGCGCAGUACUCGGACCGGCCGGCGCGCGAGGUGAACCAGCAGCAGCUGCGCUCGGUCGACUUCCUCGUGGUCGGGUCGAUGGGCAAGCGGUCCUCGUGGAAGCUCCCCAUCCGCGAGCUCGGCAACAAGUACAACGUCGAGCUGCUCGCGAAGGCGCGCAAGGUUGUGCGCGCCGACGCCGACGGGAGCAAGAAGGCCUCCUUCCCUAUCCCGGACGGCACCGCCGCCAAGGUCGAGCACCUCUGGCGCGAGGCCAAGCAGUGGCACCGCUGGUGCCGCACGCAGGCGCCGCUCUCGCACACCGCCCGGCCGGCCUCCAAGGCAAAGGCCGCGGCGGCGCCGCCCGCCAAGCGCGUCAAGGCAAGCAUGUCCGCGCCGGCGCGCAGCGAGAGCGAGAGCAGCAGCGACGCGCCGAUCGGCGGCGGCGGCGCUUCGGGCAAAGCGGGGCUGCGGCAGAGCAAGGGCGGCGGCGCGGCGGCCGGCGGCGGCGGCGACGAGGAGAGCGGCGGCGGCAGCGACGUUCCGAUUGGCGGAGGAAGGCCGAUGGCGGCGCGGCGGGCGGCGGCCGGGUCCCCGGGGCUCCGGUCGGCGGCGGCGCGCGGCGCGGAGAGCGGCGGCGAGGCGGAGGAGGAGGACGCGGACUACGUCGACGGCGAGAGCGACGGCGGCGGCGGCGGGGUCGGGCGCGGCAGCGACGAGGAGGCGGAGUACCUGGCGGAGAUCGAGGAGCAGCAUGCAAAGGCCAAGGUCAAGGACCGCUUUUGGCGGCGCGACGCCGACUUCAUCGCCGACGACGACGAGGAGGAGGAGGGGGAGGGGGAGGAGGAGGAGGGCGGCGGGGGCUACGACGACGAGGCGCUCGAGGAGGGCCAGCGAGGGCCGAGGGCCGCCGAGCUUCCGCUGCACGUUCGCCGGCUCGACGACGCGGACCUUGACCGGAUGCAGUCGGAGACGCAGCGGCUGCUGCGGCAAGACGAGGCAAAGCUGGCGGGCCACAGCGAGAAGGCGAUCCAGAAGAACCACCUGCUCGCCUCCAUCCAGCGGCGCAGGGUGGAGGUUGCAGUGGAGAGGGCGGCCAAGGUUGGCUUCGAGGCGGACGAGGACGACGUUGCGGAGGGAGGCGGGCUUGCGGCGGUGCAGUGCCCGGAGACGCGCUCCCUCUACUGCUCCACCCUCUGCUUCCGCAUGAAGAGCGAGGCGGCGGCCGCCGUGGCCAAAAACACGGCGGCAGCGGCGGGCGCAGCGGCAGAGGAGGCGGCGGCGGAGGCGGCGGCGGCGGAGGCGGCGGGCGGAGGCGGCGGCGAGGGCGACGAGGAGGACGAGGACUUGGUGGCCGCCCUCAAGAAGAUGAUCGGCGCUGAGGGCGUCAAGGCGCGGGCGGGUGCGGCGCGGCGCGGAUCCCUGCUCACGCGGCUGCGCGUCUCGGCCGUCACCGCCACGCGCGAGGAGGCGCGCAGCUCGGGGCGGUACCUCGAGGCGAGCCAGGAGGAGGGGGGGCUGUCGUUCGACACGCAGCAGGAGGCGGAGGGCGAGGAGGAGGAGGAGGAGGAGGCGGCGGCGGCGGCGGCCGAGGGGGCGGUGUGGGUUGCGGGCGGCGGAGGAGCGUUCGACACGCAGCAGGAGGGCGAGGAGGAGGGCGAGGAGGGCGAGGAGGGCGGCGGCCAGGGCGGCGGCGAGGGCGGCGAGGGCGGCGAGGGCGGCGGCGCCGAGGCGGCGGGGGGCGAGGCGGCGGGGGGCGAGGCGGCGCGAUUGUGCGGCAAGACCUUCAGCCGGAAGCCGCAGCAGGCCAAGCUCAGCUUCGGGGUGGCUGGAGGCGGGGCCGCGCGCGCCGCGGCGGAGGCGGCGGAGGCGGCGGAGGAGGCGGAGGAGGGCGAGGGGCGGCAUGCGGCGGCGCUUCCUGCGCCGGUGGAGGAGGCGCUUGCGGAGGCGGAGGAGGCGGCGGAGGCGGCGGAGGAGCAGGCGGAGGCGGCGCGUUCGGCGGUGGAGGCGGAGGCGGCGGAGGCGGGCGCGGAGAUGGGCGAGGCGGCGGACGGCGGCGCGACGCUGAUCUGCGAGGCGGCCGGGGAAGCAGGGGCGGAGGAGGAGGCAGAGGAGGAGGCGGCGGAGGAGGAGGAGGAAACACUGCAGCGCGCGCUCAUGCGUCGGACGAGGCAGAACGGCGGCGGCGGCGGCGGCGGCGCGGAGGCGCUGGUGGCGGCGGAGGCGGCGGAGGCGGCGGCGAGCGAGGCCGAGGCCGAGGAGGAGGGGGAGGGGGAGGAGGAGGAGGAUGUGGACGGCCGGUCGGAGGGCGGGGACUCGAUCGACGAUUUCAUCGCGUCAGACGACGAGGCGGAGGAGGAGGCGGAGGACGAGAUCAUCGCGCGCGCGACGGCGGAGGCGGAGGCGGAGGAUCUGGACGACGGCGACGACAUGUUCGACGACACGUCGCGCAAGGUCAAAGAGCGGAUCAAGGAGAAGCUCGGCGGCGGCUGGGUCGUCGGGGACCGGUCGGCGCCGCUGCUCGACUUUUCUCCGGACAAGGCUGCCGUCGACAAGGAGGCGCUCCGUCGCGAGCUGCGCCGCAAGCGCGACCGCGGCGCCGAGGCUGCGCAGUAUGUCCUGCGGCGCGAGGAGUCGCUCCCGCCGCUCCACCCCGAGCCUGGCCGGCAUGGUCGCCCGCCAGCCGGCGUCUUCGGCGGCGCCCGCAGCCGACCCGCCCGCCGCCAGCGAGCCGCCGGCCUCGCGCGGCGCUCUGGCCGUCCGGCAGGGCGGAGGCUCGCGGAGGAGGACCUGCUUCACGCGCACUCGACCAAUCCGUUAGGCAUCAAGUUCUUCGGCAGGGCAGCGGCGCCCGCCCCCGCGCCGCCGCCCGUCACGGAAGCCGCCGCGCCCGCGCCAAAGCGCUUCCGGUCCUCCUCGUCCGCCGCCUCGAGCGUCGGCGGCUCCAGUGCGACUGUGGUGCCGGCGCCGCGCCGCGCAAACUCGUUCGCCUCGUCCGCCGGCGCCCAGCCGGACAAGGCGGGCCUGCUCAAGGAGCUCGGAGGCGCGUCGGGGGGCGGCGCGGCCGGCGGCACCGCCUUCGUCUUCCGGAACGAGUCGUCGCAACUCACCUCUGACGCCCCGCCGUUCGGUGCCGGCGCGGGGAGCGACCGCUCAGGCCGCGCCGCCGGCCCGCGCGCUGCGGCGGCGCCCGGCGGCGGCGGUGGAGGCGGAAGUUUGCUGGGCCGGAUCCUCGGCAAGGCAAAGAACUGGAGCAAGGCGUGA
This is a messenger RNA of Emiliania huxleyi CCMP1516, 3873 nucleotides long. RefSeq lists its product as hypothetical. The record is from RefSeq and is a predicted model, not a curated record. The transcript is spliced from 13 exons. The coding region runs from base 1 to 3873 and encodes 1290 amino acids. Lineage: Eukaryota; Haptophyta; Isochrysidales; Noelaerhabdaceae.